Girardinichthys multiradiatus is the source of this 10587-nucleotide messenger RNA. RefSeq names its product helicase with zinc finger (gene helz). The transcript is spliced from 34 exons. Bases 103 to 6135 code for a protein of 2010 amino acids. Gene Ontology annotation, molecular function: helicase activity; metal ion binding. The record is from RefSeq and is a predicted model, not a curated record. Gene Ontology annotation, biological process: regulatory ncRNA-mediated post-transcriptional gene silencing. NCBI's taxonomy places the organism in Eukaryota, Metazoa, Chordata, Actinopteri, Cyprinodontiformes, Goodeidae. Gene Ontology annotation, cellular component: P granule; cytosol.
AGUGGAUCCAAGAUGGCGUAGAAAGUAAAGCUAGCUGGAUGCUAUGGAGAGCUGUGACUACGUGUACAAUUAAACACUAUGAAGAUGUUUUGUCCCUGAGUCAUGGCAGACAGGAGAGCGGAGAAGUCAUGUGAAGAAGCCAGCAAAUCGUUAGCCAGGCGGGAGUACGAGGCGGCAGUCACCCACAGCACGGAUGCCCUGGUGGUCCUUGCGCCCCAAGCGUCAUCAUCUGGUGCCCCUGUACUGCCGAGCCCUCCUUCAGUGGUCACCGCCGGACCCCUCCGCAGCCGAGCCCUGCUCUACCGAAUUGCUGCCUUCCUACAGCUGAAAAACUAUGAUGGAGCUGAUCAAGACUGCAAACAUGUUCUGCCAGAUGAGGUUGCUCGGGGAGAUGGCUCUCUACAGGCUAGUUUGCACUCCAUGCUUUUGGAUGGCAGCCUGCAAGAGGUGGUCAGCAUCCUAUCUAAAGCCUUGUAUGGAGAGCCAGUGAAUGGCAUCGUUACAAAAGACCUGACCAGAUUAAAAAUGCUCUUCUCCGAAAUUGAGACAAUAAAAAGGGAGAUGGCCCCCGAAUACACAGAUGACCAGGAUGAAGAAGUCCAAGAUGGCUGGCAGUUCCGACCUCCUCCCAGAGGGGUCACUAGCAGUGAGGAGUACACCCUCUGUAAAAGGUACUUGGAGCAAGGCCUGUGUCGGUAUGGCGCCCAGUGUACGUCAGCCCACUCGCAAGAGGAGCUGAUGGAGUGGCAGAAACGUUAUGCCUCACGACUCAUUCGCCUCAAACAGCAGCAGGAAAGCAAACACUUCACUGAGAACUACAUGGAAACCCUAAUAGAAAAGUGGAUGAACUCCCUUUCCCCAGAGAAAGUGUUAAGUGACAGAUUAGAAGGAGUGACUGUUGAGACCAGCUCCAGCCUUUCUGUGACAGUCACCUCUAAAAAGUCCUCCCACUCCUGGAUCUUUUCCUUACUGUGCAAGCCGGCUAGAAAGCUGUUCCGCAUUGCCUUGCUCUACGAUGCCCAUCGACCACACUUCUUCGUCACAGGCGUUUCAGCUGGGGACCGCCUCCAGUCGGUUCCCAAAGGAUGCCAAGAGUGGACGGCAGGAGAGGAGUCAGCGGUAGCAGCCGACAAUGGCCUUCACCAUUGCAUCUACAAAGUUGCAGUGGGCUUCAGCACUGAGAUCUUUGGUACCUUCAGACAGACCAUUGUUUUUGACUUUGGCUCUGAGCCAGUGUUGAUGCAGAGGAUCAUGGUGGAUGCCGCCUCUAUUCAAGACUUGGAACACCUAAUGGUAGCCAGACAGCAGCUUUUGAUGACCGCAAAGCGCUGGGACUCUGCCUGUAAAACCAUUGUGGAAUUCAUACCCAAUGAAACCAUGGCCGACCUGGAGAGAAGCCUCCUUGCUCGCUACCAGAUACCUCUAUCAGCCGACCAGCUCUUCACCCAGUCGGUCAUGGACAAAACUCUAACCAAAGACAACUACCAGGCCCGGCUGCAUGACCUGCUCUAUAUAGAAGAGAUCGCUCAGUAUAAGGAAGUCAGCAAGUUCAACAUCAAGGCAAACCUUCAGCUGGUAACCAGCUUCAUGCUAACUGGCAUUUCUGUUGGAGCAAAGUAUGCUCAGAACGGACAACUCUUUGCACGCUUCAAACUCACCGAAACACUUUCCGAGGACACUCUAGCUGGGAGACUAGUAAUGACCAAGGUGAAUUCAGUUCUGCUGCUUCCGUUGGGGCGUGAAGGCUUCAGCGGUCAGGCUCCUUCUGGGGUCAAAGAGCGUGUCUAUGAGGCUGUGAUUGAGGAGAAGACCAAGGAUUACAUCUUCCUGAGGAUUUGCAAAAAUUGUUGUGAGGAGCUCCUGCUGCAGCCUGACAGAGAAUUACAGGUGGAGCUCCAGUUUCAGCUCAACAGACAGCCACUGUGUGAGAUGCACUACGCCCUGGAUCGCAUCAAAGACAAUACCAUCCUUUUCCCUGAUGUUAGCCUCUUCCCCACCAUCCCCUGGAGCCCAAACAGGCAGUGGGAUGAGCAGCUGGACCCUCGUCUGAAUGCCAAGCAGAAAGAGGCCGUCCUGGCCAUCACCACACCCAUCUCCAUCUCUCUUCCCCCAAUCCUCAUCAUUGGGCCCUAUGGCACUGGCAAGACCUUCACCCUGGCGCAGGCUGUCAAACACAUUCUUCGCCAGGAGAACAGCAGGGUCCUGAUCUGCACUCAUUCCAACAGUGCCGCUGACCUUUACAUUAAAGACUAUCUUCAUCCAUAUGUCGAAGCAGGCAACGAGCACGCCAGACCUCUCAGGGUAUAUUUCAGGAACCGCUGGGUAAAGACCGUCCACCCGGUGGUCCAGCAGUACUGUCUCAUCUCCAGCACACAGGUCACUUUCCAAAUGCCCACAAGGGAGGACAUCCUCAGGCACCGUGUUGUCGUGGUCACCCUCAGCACCUCCCAGUACCUCUGCCAGCUGGAUUUGGAGCCUGGGUUGUUUACCCAUAUCCUGUUGGAUGAAGCAGCUCAGGCCAUGGAGUGUGAAACCAUCAUGCCUUUUCCUCUUGCUAGCAAGACCACUCGCAUCGUGCUGGCUGGGGACCAUAUGCAGCUCAGUCCGUUCGUGUACAGCGAGUUUGCACGGGAGCGUAACCUGCACGUGUCACUGCUGGAUCGGCUGUACGAGCACUACCCCUCUGAAUUCCCCUGCCGCAUCCUCCUGUGCGAGAACUACCGCUCCCAUGAAGCUAUCAUCAACUACACAUCCGAGCUAUUUUAUGAUGGGAAGCUAAUCGCAAGUGGAAAGCAGCCAUGCCACAAGGAUUUCUACCCGCUGACCUUCUUCACAGCCAGAGGAGAAGAUGUCCAGGAGAAGAACAGCACUGCCUACUACAACAAUGCAGAGGUGUUUGAGAUUGUGGAGCGGGUGGAAGAGCUGCGUAAGAAGUGGCCUGUCGCUUGGGGUAAGCUGGAUGAGGGGAGCAUCGGGGUGGUGUCACCAUACGCCGAUCAGGUUUUCCGGAUUCGUGCUGAACUUCGAAAGAAAAGAAUGCACGAGGUCAGCGUUGAAAGAGUGCUCAAUGUCCAAGGUAAACAGUUCCGGGUGCUGUUCCUCAGCACAGUGCGGACACGAUAUACCUGCAAGCACAAGCAGACCGCCAUUAAACGCAAAGAGCAGCUAGUGGAGGAUUCGACUGAGGACCUCGACUACGGUUUUCUGUCAAACUACAAGCUGCUCAACACGGCCAUCACCAGAGCUCAGUCUUUGGUUGCAGUUGUGGGAGACCCCAUAGCUCUGUGCUCUGUUGGACGCUGCAGAAAAUUUUGGGAGCACUUCAUUUCCAUCUGCCAUGAAAACUCUAGCCUGCAUGGCAUCACCUUCGAGCAGAUCAAGGGUCAGCUGGAGGCUCUGGAGCUCAAGAAGACUUAUGUCCUCAACCCGUUGGCCCCAGAGUUCAUUCCGCGGGCCCUGAGGCCCCUUCAGGGACACCAGUCUUCUUCACAGGGCCUUCAUCCCCACCAUCAUCCACAUCCUCAGCAUGUUCUGCCUGCUUCCAACAAGCAGCCUGCACAACAUCACCAACAGCAGCAGCAGCAGUCCCCUCCAAAGGGUAAACAGGCAAACCACACAGAGCACCUCCCACCUGAUGGAUAUGUGCAAUCCAACCCUGCGGUGUUGAUGGCAAAUCCUAUCCGGGCCUUCACACCUCCUUUGGGUGCUACACCAGCUGGCAUAGGGAAGUCGCCCAGCCCUGUGCAGCGGAUCGAUCCUCACACAGGAGCCAGCAUCCUCUAUGUCCCAGCUGUGUAUGGAGGAAACAUGGUCAUGUCCAUGCCUCUGCCAUUGCCUUGGCCAGGUUAUCAGAACCGUUUUGCUGUGGAUCCUCGCAUCAUGAGCCACCCUGCAGCCGUGGCCUACAACUUAAAUCUGCUUCAACCACAGAAUCGAGGCUCUCCCAUCCCUUAUAGCGGUGUCACCCACCCCUCUCCUUUAGGAAUGGCCCAACCCAGCCCCGAGAAGGACCUGCAGGCUGACCUUGCCAGGAAUGGUAAAGUAGAUGGAUGCACAAAGGCUGAACAGACCCGUCUUCAGACGCCAGAAAGGAAAAACACAGAUGUUAGGGAAAAACAGGGAGAUUUAGACACAGGUCAAAGUCGAAGUUUAGAUUCCCAAGCAGAGGGGAUAGUUGGAUUUCCUAAUGCUUUGCUUCAUCGAAAAGAGCCUUCAGCUACCCAGAGAUCCCUCAACUACCACCUGGCACCACCCAGCCCAGCUUUUCCUCCACACCCUGCCAGUGGAAGAACCUUCCCCCAGCAGUAUCCCGUUCCUAGACUUCCCUAUCGGGUCAACCAGCCUCCACAUCCAGGAAUGCCCCAACAGAAUCAGCAGCAACAGCUCAGUCCUGCCUUCACCGGUGGAAGCCAUUCUUCCUUCUUCAGUGGCUCCAUUCCCACUCACAGAUCUGUGCAGUCACCCACUGUGGAUGGGACAGAGUCUUCAGGGGUAGAGGAGAUGAGCAGCACCCUUAGGACUCAUAUGGGGCACCCAGGGGGACAACACCCGGGCCUGGCACCACACACCAGGGUCAGCAACUUUGGGGAGGAUGGACAGGAUGGAAGCAUGGUAGACAGUUUAGACCUCCAGAGUCCCUUGGCUUUAGAAGCUCUGAGCCAGCAGCAGCAGGCAGCGAGACUGGGCCAGUGGGGGGAAGCAGCAGGCCCUUUCCUCCAGGGCAGUGUUGCCUUUCCUUUACCCCAACAGCUCGCCCACCUCGCUCAAUCUGGCAUGGCUCGCUUUCCUCCUCAACUGCUCCGGGCUGCUACCUGGGGGCUUAGUGCCAAUAUGGAUGAUGAAGCUGUUUCUUCUGCCGCUGCAGGGCCAACAUGCACCAGGUACCCAGGCCUUUUAAGAGAGAUGCCCCCUCAGGAGCAGCCAGAACUGAGGGAAGUAACAGAAUUGCAACCCCCACCUCAGUCCCGCCUGCUCCAGUAUCGACAGUCCCAGUCCCGUGCCUCUGUUGACCCCUCAUCCUCUUUAGCUCCCCUUUCUAAUCACGCUGGCCCCUUUCCUUCAGGACUGUACUCCCAUGAAACUGGUCGUAAUCUUCUCAACCAAAACAUUCUCAACAAUCAAGCUCUGCAACACCCGGAGAACCCCCUGUACAAUACCAGUAGCUACCCAAAUCAGCCACCAGCUCAGUCCGGCAGCCCUCCUCCUUCCCAGGUCAAAUAUCUUCUGCAAGAGGCCCAGUGGUCCCACAGUGGAGCUGCGUCUGCAUCACAGCAGAACCACCUCUUAGGGAACCAGAGCCAUAGCCUUCUGUAUGGACUGCCCAUCAUGGCUCACCCCAGCAGGCAGGAGCAAGUGCUGAUGCAACUUCACCACCAGCAACAGCAGCAGCAACAUCAACAACAGCAACAAAAUCAAGGCCCAGACUCUGAGUCCUACCACCCACUGUCCCCUAGAACAUCAGCAGCCGCAGCCCUUCACAGUGUAGACGAGUAUGAACCGAGAGGUCCGGGCCGGCCCCUGUAUCAACGCCGCAUCUCCUCCAGCUACCCAGAUGAAUCAUCUCCAGCCAACAGCCUCAGUGCCCGCCCCUGUCAGCCAGAACCCCAGGAUCAUCCACAAAUACAGCAUCAACAACACCCACACGGCUCCUACAACUACCCCUCACAUGACCACCUCUGGCCCACUAACGGUGGGGGUCCAGGUCCAUUUCAGAACAUUCCAUGUAACGGAGCCAGCACGCUAGUUCAGCAUCGUGAACUUCUAGCCUCCAAAGUCCAUCGUGAGACAGAUGAGCAGGUAAAGGCCGAGCCCGCAGCAGCGCAGCAGGCACAUCCACACAACCUUAACUCCCUUCAGCACCAGUUUCCUCCACUUAUGCCCAAUAAAAAGCAGCAGCAGCAGCCUCCGCCACCACCGCCGCCGCCACCGCAACCUCCAACAGAGCCCACCCAGGGGGCUCCGAAUUUAACAAAGCCACCUACCAUGUCUUAUGCGAGUGCCCUCCGAGCUCCUCCCAAACCAAGGGCCGUUCGACCCGAACAGGUGAAGAAGAACAGCGACCCGCUCUCCCUUCUUCAGGAGCUGAGUAUUGGGAGCUCAAAUGGUAGCAACGGUUAUUAUUCUUACUUUAAAUGAGAGGCACCUCUCCCACAUAGUAAGUAAAGCAAAAAAAUAACUAAAAUAGAAAAAAAAAAAAAUGUAAAAGGUUUCAUAAAAUAAAAAAAUAGUGAAAAGUGCAUUUAAAGAAUUGUUUCUAAUAGUAGAUUUAGAUUUUUAUUUCUUUUCUUAUUUUAACUUCUCCUUGUUUUGUCCUCCUGACAUAUCUGUGAAGAAAGUCAGUAUAUAUUAUAGCAAAUGCGUGACUGGUAUAUAUAUAUAUACAUACUCAUUAUGUAUAUAUGAAUAUAUACUUAUAUUAUCUACACUUGUACAUGUAUGUAAUGUUUAAAAAACCAAAAUACAAAAAAAUAAAAUAAAAUGAAAUGAAAUCAUAAAAAAAAAAAGACUUGGUUGACCACUUAGCUAUCUGCUUAGUUUUCCUGUUUAAGCUGGUCUCUUUAAAUACCAACUAACUCCUGUUUUUUAACAACUAUUUUGUUUUUUAGUGAACACUGACGGUUUACACCACUGCAGUUGUUGUAAUGCAUGAAAGCUAAGUGGUCGACUGAGAAAGGAACAGUGUAUAGAAGUAGAUACAUUUUUCCUCUAAUCUAUACAUACAAAGAAAAUAAAAGACUGAACUGUAUUCCACAAAAAUCAUGUUAGUAUUUGCAUUAUGAGUUUUGUUUGCUUUCAGUUUUGUUUUUCAUUUCUUAGUCAUCAGUACCUUAGAUAAUCUUUGGUGAUUUAGUGAUAAAUGUGAUUAUUUAUAGAAAAGAAAAAUACUAUCAACUUUUCACCAAGAUCUCAUCUGGAAGUACAGCGAGUAGACGUCAGUAGAACAGUUUUCGUUCCUCUGUUGGUUUCAAACGCGUUAUGUUACGAUAUGAACUGCUUCGCUCUGAUUCGUUUUACUUUCACAAUUCAACCUUUACAUUACUUUAACUCAUGUGUGAUGUUUGGUUUUUUUGGGGGAUUUGUUUCUGUUCCUGGCAGUUUUUUUUAACAUGUAAUUUGAAGUUUGUGGUGUUGAGGGGUUUGCCGUAAUCCGAUGGUCUGUGUAAGUGAACAGAGAUGGUUUGAGGUCUGAGCAAUGUGAGAACUACAGCAGGAUCAUUACUUCCAGUCAGAUGUUUUUGAACACACAAAAUGGAAAUACUUGAGGAGUAAACUCAUAAAAAUAUAGUGGGUAAAUAUCGGAUCAAAAAACAAAAUACAGAUAAAACGUCAUUAAAAGUUAUUUAGAUCGUCUCAACACACUGACGAGAAACUGCUGCAGCCAGUGGCUACUGCUUGAAAUGUAUUUUUUGGUUUUUUGUUGAAAGCUUAAAAUAUGAUGGAGAAAUCAAACAUGUCAGGGCCACUGAGACAAUAUAUAUAAUAAAUUAUCACCAGGUCUGCUUGAAUGAUUGCAAAAUGACACAUUUUCAGCCUAAUUUGGGUUUCUUAGGCCUUCGCCACAUGAAUACAAAAACUAUCGUGUCAAAAUCCAUUUUGGAAAAAUGUGCCUCCACACGAGUACACUCAGCACCACUGAAAACACUGUAGAAUGUAUGCUGGGUCCAAUAUACACUAUAUUGCCAGUACUUUUGGCAAUAUAGUGUAUUUUGCAGAUACACCUAAGUUUGUCUCCGUGGGGACAAGGCACUUAGAAAUUCUGAAGUGUUACAUUUUUGUUUAUGAAGAAUAGAUACUUUAUUCUCCUACAAGCAACAACGUUUUUUUAGACUUGAGUCAGUUUUAUUCAAGUUAACACCCUUUUCAGUAAAAUUUUGCUUCACAAUUGCAUCGACUUAAAUAUUUAAAUGUUAUUCUUUUAUUUCAAAGAAAAGCUGUUUGUAGGAUGCAGCUUCACUGCUAGGUAAAGUUUAACAGUCUAAACGUUUUAUAAACAAAACUAAUGUCAGAUGCUGACUUUUUUAAAGCCAAAUACUUGCUUUACAAUAUUUGACUAAUGUUUAAAACAGGCAUGGGUUGGUUUGUCAUGGUUUUACUGUAUCAUCACACAAAACGUCAAAAUAGAAAUAUACCCUAUGAUAUUAUUUAGUUAUUGACAUUUAAAACAGAAAAGCAACAGUAAUUAUUACAGCCAUAAUAAUAUUAUUUCCACCAUUUAUUAAUCAAUAUAAAAGAGACUUGAGAAAAAAUUAAGAAUUCAAAUUCAAAAAUACUUUAUUAAUCCCAAAGGGAAAUUAAAUGUUGUUAUAGCUCAUAUUAUGUAGUAUAAACACCUGCUAAAUUUAUUCGUAGUCUUUAAGUAAAUUUUUAGGUUGCAGACAGUUUUAUAGUGUUUUACUGUUCUGCUCUUUAAAGAGUAACACAAGUAUAACAAGCUGGUAUUAACUGGUUAAUGAAUCAGGCUAUCUGGGCUGGUAGAGCAGCUGAUGGGCAGUGCACAGCUGCGUUUCUCCUUGCUCCAUACAGCUGGAGGUCACUCUGUCACUUUCUCCUGCCUUGUAUUAAAAGGACUUUAGGCUUUAAGAAUGUUGUGAUGAAAAAUCUUAACGCGUUUUUAUACCAGAACCUUUUUCAAAGUGUGGAUUAUUUUAAUACCGGUAACCAGUCCAUACCUAAUUGAUAAGCACUGUUUUUAACAUUUACACUUGCUCCAAAAUUUUAUUAUUUCCCUGCAAUGAAAAAGACGAUUUUCCAUGACCCACAAGUAAAAUAAAAAAAAAGAGAGACUGAAGAAGUUUGUUCAAAAACCUUUGACUGUUGGUCUGUUUGGUUUUUAAGCUCUGCAUACCUAGACUGCAAUGGAAAUGUAAUGGGAGUUGGGAUUUAAAAAUAAAAAACAAGAUGGUCUGCUUCUUUGUUUAAAUCAGGUUUUUAAAUCACCGUUACAGCAGCUGAUCAAUCUCUCUUCUGAAAAUGGCUUCUGACCUGCUUCAUACCGGCUAAGGCUCGUGAAAAUCACAAUUGUGAAGAAAUUGUAGUUUGCUUAAAAUUUGAGUAGUUAAAGUCCAGUGGUUUUCCUGCAAACUGAUGAAUUUGUUAAGAAAUCUCUUCGCUGGUAUCAUGGCUUUAUUGUUAGUAUCUGAUGCAUUUCUUUAAGACCCUUGCAGCUAAAAUCUAAAACAUGUUUUAAACGGUAAACGGUGAGCUCCAUUAAAAGUUUUACUUAAUUUUUUUUUUCAAGUUUUGACUUUUUUUUUCUUUUUUUUUUUAAAUGACAAGGUCCUGAUUUUUUGAUUUAGCAGAUAAAAUACGUACUUGUAAAUAUACAUUUUCUAUGUAUUUACAAAUGAAAACUUUGGGAGCGCCUCGAUUUUGUAGAAGCUGAUCAAUGAAGAGGUAUGCCCUUUUUAAUUAUGCAAAUUAACAAAAAAUAAAAAGAGAAAAUCUAGAAAUGGACAAUAACCUGACUGGUAGUUGCAUCAUCUUGUAACUUUGUAGGUUUUUUUGUUUGGUUUAUUUUGAACAAGCUGUCUGGCUUGUUUAACAGAGGAGAACUUCUGUUGCGCCGUUUUAAGACAACCUAAUUUACUGUACAAUAUGUUCACGUUGCUGGAUUUGUCCUGUUGCGUUUUCUCACCACAGCUGUACAACAAUCAACACAAAGAUUCAUUUUUCAUUGUUUAGUCUUUUUUUCGUUUCAUUGCAUGUUGAGAUGACCUUGUUGGGUUUUGAUCCCUGUUUUUAUCAGUUUGUAAUGAUUUAUGGAUGAAAAACAGUAAAGCAAAGAUAAACAGAUACAUUUUGGUAUUUUAUUUGGUGUGUACAAUAACUUGUGAAAUUAUACAUAAAACUGUUACUUUUACUAAUGUGUCGAUCAAAAAUGUAACAGCCGUAAAGAUUUCCCCAUUUUUCUCUUCCUGCAGUUAGAAGGGCUAAAGCUGAGGUUGCUCCCUGGGGAGAUUGUGUGGGGAGUCCCCCCCUCCCCCCGCACAGCAGUCGUUGGCUAAUCUCUAAGUUGUGCAAUACUUAUAUUUCACCGCUUCUUUAGCUAGUUUUAUUUAUUAAGACAGAAGAGAUUGAGCCAAAGAUGUUUUAAAGGGAUUUUGUUAACUUUUUUUUUUUUUUUUUCUUUUUGGUUUAUUUCUAAUAUUUCUUUUCCCUUUCCCUCAAUAAAACAAGUAAUCUGAGUUGGAUUUUAGAACUCCCAACAUGGCUCCAUAUUUCAUGGUAUGUCCUGGAUGUGAAAGCGACGUGAAGCCAUUUUAUAGGUUGUGGCACACAAUAGGAAAAAAAAAAGUAAGGGAGCAACCUUUUGCCCGGCCAGCAGAGAGCACUGUGUUCAGCCUUCUUUAAGCACCAUCUUCUCUUGUUAUCUGUUGGCACUUCUCUGUUCUACCCCUGCUGCAGUGAAUCAAUGGCACACCUGUUCUCCCUGCUUCCCAGUCCCAUUGGUUUCUCCCUUGUGGGUUCAAAGUACUGAAUAUUUCAUUUCAACUGGUGGUUGUUAUAAGAAAUGAUUUAGGCUGUGUUUUAAAGGUUUUAUUUUCUUUUUUUAAUUGUUUCUCUAUUAAAGUGUUUUUAUUGAAACUG